AUGAAGUUCGCUCGCUACCUCGAUGAAAACACAGUGCCAGAAUGGCGAAAGGUCUAUAUCCAGUAUCGAGGCCUUAAGAAGCUUAUCAAGCGCGUCGCCGAACACUACGAAGCUCGUCUUCGCUUGGAGGCUGAGCUCGGCCUUACGAGAUCCCAUUCGAGCUCCACCGCUGUCACACCGUCCGCAGCGCCAUCGGAUCCACUCCUUCGCCGGCGCAAUGCUGCCGCACACGCAUCCAACCUCGAUCACGAGGCGCAGUCCACGUUGGCUUCCAGUCCUGGCUACAUCAGACGCACUGAUUAUGGCGGCACGCACGUAGCUAGUCCGUCCCUACCUUCAUUGCCGCCAGUCAGUCUACAGGGCACCGGCCUUCGACUCUCUUUGGAUAGCACUUCCUACCAAGGUGCCACUUCUCAGUACGCAACGCUUCCCUCUACCACAGGGACGGAUCUCGAGGCACAGAUAGAUCAUCCACCAUCGGCGUCGUCCGGCAACGCUCUCGCAGUUGGGCAGGGUGGGGGCGAAAGUGCAUCACCCUCUUCCAAUCCAUCUGCUUUGAGCCCACGAUCACCUGGCGCAAGUAAAGUCCGCUACAAUGACGAUGCCAACCCACCAUCGCAACCGGCACCGGAUGCAUUACAUCCGUCUCGAAGAGCUCGUCACGUGUCCAAAUCCGGUUCCUCUGGUCGCGUCUCGAAUCGUUCGCUCAAAGAAGAUGCGCCUCAGUCGCUCAAAGAACUCAUCUCGACCAACUUUGACCAUGAGGAAGCUCAAUUCUUUUCCGCGUGCGAUGCCGAGCUCGAACGCAUCGUCGCCUUCUACGAGGCGCAAGAGCAGGAAGCUGCAUUGAAGUACACGCAACUUGCCCGUCAGCUCGAGGAGCUCGCCGAGCAUCGACGCGAGUUCCGUGCCAAGUAUCACAUCGCCGACCAAGACAGGACGCAGGCGAGCUCGCGGCGCCAGCGCGUGUCGCAGCUGCUCUCGAUCUUCCCAGGUUCCAAGCUCGUCGGGGCCGACCAAGUGGUCAACCGCAUCAAGUCGGUGCCCUCAUUGUCCAAGCUGCCGUCACGAAUCACGCAGUCGGGCCAGCAACCUUCGAAAGCAGCCUCCCGCCCUUCGAUCGACCGCAAUGCGAGCAAGCAGCGACGAGAUGACAGCAGCAGCGGCGACGAAGAUGCAGGCGGCCGACGUCGAGCACAGGCGCUUGCCAAGAUGCAAGCCAGCCUACGCGGCUGGGACGACGAGACGGACAAGGCCAUUCGCCAAGCCAAUAAGGCCGCCGCCAUGAGCCACGAUCCGGAGGCCUACGCCGCCGCGCGUAAAAAGCUCAAAGCCGCCGUGCUCGAGUACUACAAGUUCCUUGACACGCUCACCAACUACAAGAUCCUCAAUCGCACCGGCUUUGCCAAAGUGAUGAAAAAGUUCUCAAAGACCGUCGGUGUUCCGUGCACCGAUCUGUACUAUCAAGACAAGGUGGCUCCCACGCUGUUGGUCACGUCGGAUCGCGUCGAGAAGCUGCGCAAAGCCACUGAGGACAUCUACACGGCUUACUUUGAGCACGGCAAUCGCAAGCAGGCGCUCAACAGGCUGCGCGCGAGGGAAGACCACACCACGCACCACUACAGCGUGUUUCGCAGUGGGUUCUACCUCGGCAUCUCGCUCUGCGCCAUUGUCGGCGGUCUGAUCGAGGCGAUGAAGCCGCGCACGCAGCGGGCAAUUCCGCAGUGGCCGGCGCUGCUGCGCGUCUAUGGAGCCGAGUUCAUCCCGACGUUGUUUGCGCUGCUGUUCGGACUCAACUUGGCCUGGUGGCAUGCCGUGCGCAUCAACACAGUCUUCAUCUUUGAGUGGGAUGUGCGCACCACCAUGGACCAUCGCCAGUUCUUCGAGAUCCCGGCGCUGUUGAUGCUGCUCCUGUCGUGCUGCUUUUGGGUGUCAUUUGUCAAUCCGUUCCCGGACGCUAUUGCGCCGACGACCUGGCCGACGGUGUGGCUGGUCAUCGUGGCGAUUCUCAUGCUGAACCCGCUUCCGGUACUGUUGCCGGCGAGCCGAGUCUGGUUCCUCAAGAGUCUGCUUCGCACGUUUACCGCAGGAUGGAAGCGCGUCGAGUUCCGCGACUUUUUCUUGGGUGAUGAGCUCAACUCGAUCGCGUGGACGAUCAGCAACUUUUGGUACAUUGGGUGCGAGUGGCAUCACGACUGGGCGCAUCCGGACCGGUGCUUGCCCAACAGCACGUACUGGACGGCGGUGCUACUUUCGGUGCCUGCUUGGCUUCGUUUGGGGCAAUGCAUCCGGCGUUGGGUGGACAGCGACUAUCGAACGCACCUGCACCUGGUCAACGCGGGCAAGUACGCGAGUGCGGUGGUCAACAACUUUGUCUACAUCCACUUUCGGCGCAAUGGCUCGCUCGAGGGCACGGAAAAGGCGGUGUGGAUCGUGUUUGCGGUCAUCUACUCGAUUUGGCACAUCGCAUGGGAUCUGCUGAUGGACUGGUCGGUGCUUCGGCCGCGCGCGAAAUACUUUUUGCUGCGCAAUGAAAUCUCGUUCCCGCAGCCGGUGUACUACGUGUUCAUGAUCGUCGAUGUCAUCGGGCGUUCGGCGUGGAUUGUUUAUCUCAUUCCCGGACCGGCGUCGGUGACGCUGCGCUCGUUCCUUGCGGCGAUGGUGGAGAUGGUGCGCAGGGUGUGCUGGAACAACCUGCGUGUGGAGAACGAACAGAUCGGCAACACGGACUCGUUCAAGAUCAUGCGCGAUCUACCGCUGCCGUACCGCCAGAAGCUCAGGGACGAAGCCGAGGCGGCCGACAGCGACGGCGUUCACGAAAGCGGGAUCUUUGCCAGUGUCAAGCUGGCGAGUCUGCGAAAGAAGUGUCGGCCCACUUCGGCGGCUCACUACCCUACCGAAGGGGAGCACUCGAUGCCAGACGAAGACGAGGCUGCAGUGGGACACGAACAGGGGCGAACCGGUGCCGAGACGCCAUCGAACAAGGAGAGGAGGAAAUCGCUCAUCGAAGGCCUGCGCGACAAGUUGGUCCCAGAUGCAAAGGUAUAUGGAACGAGGCUCGACGAAGGUGCGGUGACCAAAGGCCAGUCCGGUCGAGACUACACGCCGCGCCUGGCCGAGGCGAUGCAAGGUUCCGUCGAUUCAGAUUCAGAUGAAGAAGAGGUCGAAACAGAGGACGAGCCGACGCGGGAGCACGGCGCCUCCGAGUCGACCGAUGACGGCUCACAGAAUGUUCGUUCAGAGAUGCCACGGACGCCGCCCAAGGCGAGGUCAGCACAUAAUUAG
Sporisorium graminicola is the source of this 3285-nucleotide messenger RNA. RefSeq lists its product as uncharacterized. The transcript has a single exon. Gene Ontology annotation, biological process: cellular response to phosphate starvation; phosphate ion transport. Lineage: Eukaryota; Fungi; Basidiomycota; Ustilaginomycetes; Ustilaginales; Ustilaginaceae. Bases 1 to 3285 code for a protein of 1094 amino acids. The record is from RefSeq and is a predicted model, not a curated record. Gene Ontology annotation, molecular function: inositol hexakisphosphate binding. Gene Ontology annotation, cellular component: Golgi apparatus; plasma membrane; cytoplasm.